CGUUUUUCAGAUUAAUAAUACAUCUUUCUUUUGGAGCGCUGUAAACAAAAAGAAAGAAAGAAAAAAAAAACUCAGGGUGCAUUGGGAGAAUUCGAGUGGUGGUGUGUGGUAGGCAGAAACAAUGGAGCUCUUCUAUUUCAUGGUGUUCGGUGCAUUGGGAGCGGUGGUGGCAGCAUUGGAGCUGAGCAAGAACAACAAGAAUCGAAUCAACACUUCCCCUGCCUUCAAUUCCUUCAAGAACAAUUAUCUUGUUGUUUACUCUCUAAUGAUGGCUGGAGACUGGCUGCAGGGUCCAUAUGUUUACUAUCUUUACAGUACCUAUGGCUUUGGAAAAGGGGAGAUUGGACAGCUUUUUAUUGCUGGUUUUGGGUCAUCCAUGUUGUUUGGUACAAUUGUUGGAUCUCUAGCUGACAAGCAGGGCCGAAAGAGGGCAUGCAUUACUUACUGCAUAACUUACACACUGAGCUGCAUCACCAAGCAUUCUCCUCAAUACAAAAUUUUGAUGAUAGGUCGUGUUUUGGGAGGUAUCGCCACCUCCCUUCUGUUUUCAGCAUUUGAGUCAUGGCUUGUUGCUGAACAUAAUAAGAGGCUUGAGCAACAAUGGUUGUCACUAACUUUUUCUAAGGCAAUAUUUCUUGGAAAUGGUCUUGUGGCCAUUUUGUCUGGGUUGUUUGGGAACCUACUUGUUGAUUCGUUAUCCCUUGGACCUGUGGCUCCUUUUGAUGCUGCUGCAUGUUUUCUAGCUAUUGGAAUGGCCAUUAUUUUAUCAACAUGGACUGAAAAUUUUGGAGAUCCCUCGGAAAAUAAGGACCUGUUAACCCAAUUUAAGGGUGCUGCUGUAGCAAUAGCUUCUGAUGAAAAAAUUGCUUUGCUGGGUGCCAUCCAAUCUCUGUUUGAAGGCUCAAUGUACUUUGUGUUCCUUUGGACUCCUGCUUUGAGCCCCAAUGACGAGGAGAUCCCUCAUGGUUUUAUUUUUGCCACAUUCAUGUUGGCUUCAAUGCUGGGAAGCUCCCUUGCAUCUCGGUUGAUGGCUCGCUCAUCACCCAGGGUAGAAAGCUACAUGCAGAUUGUUUUUGUGAUUUCCUCUGCCUCUCUCCUGCUUCCAAUUAUAACUAAUUUCUUCUUGGCACUUUCUACAGUGAAAAGCGGAAGCAUCUCGUUUUCAGGUUGUCUUCAGCUUCUUGGCUUCUGUACUUUUGAGGCAUGCGUAGGGAUAUUCUGGCCAUCUAUUAUGAAAAUGAGAUCCCAGUACAUCCCAGAGGAGGCUAGGAGCACCAUAAUGAACUUUUUCCGCAUUCCUCUCAACAUCUUUGUCUGCGUCGUGUUGUACAAUGUUAAUGCAUUUCCCAUCACUGUUAUGUUUGGUAUGUGCUCGAUUUUCCUCUUCGUGGCAUCUAUCUUGCAAAGACGGCUGAUGGCAAUUUCAGACAAGCCAAAGAUUGAAAAUUGGACAGCUAUGAAGGAAAGGGACCCAGAGGGAGAGCCACUAAAUGAUUGAGACUGAUAUUUUGCCUACAGUUUUGUAGGUGGAAAGCAACAACAUAACUCAUUCCGUACACAGGUGCGGUUGAUGAUUGGAGAGUUGGUAAUGAGGCUGCAAAUUACAAUUUAUAAGAACAUUGUGGGCAGGUUAUUUUUAGUAUUCAUGAUUUGUUUUGGGCUGUCAGUAGAUCAGCAUUAAAAAUAGCACUCUUUCUAAUUAUGAUAUAUUAUUCCCUUUUCUGCACUAAAUUGUUAGUGGAUUUAGAAUGUUAUCAAUCUUCCUUCUUUAUUUCUUUAUUGAAAUCACACAUCUAUCCGAUUCUUGACUAUUUCAAGUACUAAAAUUUGUCCACUCUGGUACUUUGGGCCAAAGUCAAAGAUGACCCACGUUAAAAUUUGUGUACAUAAAAAAUUAAAAGAAAUGUUCGUUACUUUUCAUGGUCUUUUGCCGGUUUCCACAAUGAUUCUGCAGAUCCUUUUAGUCUUGAUCAGCUGCUCCAAAAGCUUAUCUAUUGCCUUCAUUCAUAGGAAGUAGUAACAAGGCAGAUUGAAGUGAAUUCCCUAACUUUCCUCUCAAUCUUGAAACUGUGUUCUUUAAUGGUUCACUACUUGUUUUGUAGUCUUGUCCUCGGAUCAGAAGUUGUCUCUCCAAAUAUCUUCCAAGGCUUGCCUCGGCAAUGUUGAUGAGGCGAAAUGAAGCAUUUAUGUGCAUGAAUUUUGUGAC
Messenger RNA from Hibiscus syriacus, 2206 nucleotides. Its product is annotated as molybdate-anion transporter-like. Gene Ontology annotation, cellular component: membrane. NCBI's taxonomy places the organism in Eukaryota, Viridiplantae, Streptophyta, Magnoliopsida, Malvales, Malvaceae. The record is from RefSeq and is a predicted model, not a curated record. Gene Ontology annotation, molecular function: molybdate ion transmembrane transporter activity. Gene Ontology annotation, biological process: molybdate ion transport.